Molecule: messenger RNA, 6364 nt
Organism: Gavialis gangeticus (Gharial)
Lineage: Eukaryota; Metazoa; Chordata; Crocodylia; Gavialidae
Gene: CDH19
Product: cadherin 19
Exons: 12
Coding region: 977-3313 (778 amino acids)
Biological process (GO): multicellular organism development; cell morphogenesis; homophilic cell-cell adhesion
Cellular component (GO): adherens junction; catenin complex; plasma membrane
Molecular function (GO): calcium ion binding; cadherin binding
Source: RefSeq, a predicted model, not a curated record
GAUGACUAAUGUAGUCUGUUGAGUAGGAGGGCAAGGUAGCAAUAUCAGAACAAAAAACAAGCUGAUACGUAACCAGAAGCAACUGCAAGGGCCCAAGCCCAAACUGAACACCUGUCAAUAGAUUUAAGCAAGGUUUAGACUAUUUUUUGAAUGUCCUGAAAGGACUGUUUUAUCUGUUUUUUGUCGGUGGUGUUUGCGCCGCCAGCAUGUGCAACAGUAAAAUAAAGUUUAUGUUCUAUAUUCUAAUGAACUGUGUAUUCAAAUUUAGAAAAGGUGUCAAUUGCUAAGGAUCAAGUUCUGCAUGUCAGUUACAUCAACAAUUUCUCCUUAACUGUGCCUAACUAUGACUAACUUUCAAUAUAUAAAUGAAAAACAUUCUUUCUAAUAAUGCAACCAUGUGAGAAUCCACUCAUCUUAAUCAAACCUAUGUUUUAAACAGUUGGACCCUGAGGUAUGGCUUUAGUUACUUCUGGGAUAAAUUCUUAAAAUAAUCAUGGCAAAGUGUUCAUGUAUAGAGUUUAAGUAUAGCUUGAUACGUUCUUAUGAUAACAAUGCAAGGAUAACUGAAUAUAUAGGUGGAUGUGUGUUCCAGUUUGGCUGUUUUUACCUAAACUUCUAAGAACUGAUUGGUAUGGAAUAAACUCAUAGUGAACCCCAACUUCCAGUCACUUCAGAGCAAACCUUUAAAAAAUGAAGUGUGUCUGUGGCUGGUUGUUUCAGAACUCUGUAUUUCAAAGGUGGCCAUUCUUAGUGGAGCAUUAUUUCUAACUGAUCGUUUUGUUGAGGUUGUCAAUGUAGAAACCACUCGCAGCAGAUGACAAUAGAAUACAUCAUGAAUAGGAGGAAUUUUUAAUACUGAAAAUCACCUAUUAGAUUAGCAGACAAUCAAUAUUUGUAAAGGAAGAAAGGUGAUGCUUGGUAAAAGCUUUCCUUUUCCCCUUCCACGGAUGAAUACAGAUUGAAAGGACGUUUCAGCAUGAAUUGUCAUACAUCACUAUGUCUUGUGCUGACAAUGGUUCAGCUAUGGCCUUGCUUUCUAAGUAUGCAAAGACAUAGCAUCCAGAAUACAGACCAACCUUUUUCAGCAGCCCGGAGAGUGAAACGUGGUUGGGUGUGGAAUGUGUUUUUUGUGGAGGAGGAAAUGAACUUAACAGAGCCUGUCUAUGUUGGUCAGCUAAAGUCUGAUUUAGACAAAGAGGAUAGCACCUUUAAAUACAUUUUGACUGGCGAGGGAGCUGGAAACAUUUUUACCAUCAAUGAGACAACAGGUGUCCUUCACGUGAUACAGAAACUUGAUAGAGAAAAGAAAGCUCUAUACACUCUAAGAGCGCAGGCAAUUAACAGGAAUACUCAGCUGCCCAUGGAACCUGAAUCCGAAUUUGUCAUCAAAGUUAAGGAUGUCAAUGAUCAAAAGCCACAGUUUUUGGAUGGACCUUAUGAGGCCACUGUUCCUGAGAUGUCUCCUGAAGGUACUUCCGUUAUACAGGUAACAGCCACAGAUGGAGAUGAUCCUUACUAUGGAUACAAUGCACGUCUGCUUUAUAGUAUAAUUCAAGGGCAGCCCUAUUUCUCUGUGGAGCCAAAAACAGGAGUCAUUAGAAUUUCUUCUGAAACAGAUAGAGAAACUCAGGAGAAGUACUUUGUCAUCAUCCAAGCCAAAGAUCUGAUUGGGCAAAUGGGUGGAUUUUCAGAAACAGCAACUGUAACUAUCAACCUCUCUGACAUCAAUGACAAUGCCCCUAAAUUUCAACAUACACUGUACCAUAUGACUGUUUCUGAAGCUGCACCAGUGGGCACUACCAUAGGCAAAAUCAUGGCAGAUGACAGUGACAUAGGGGAAAAUGCAGCCAUGAAUUAUGUCAUUGAAGGAGAGGCCUCCUAUGUUUUUGACAUCAUUACAGAUAAUGAAACCCAAGAAGGAGUUGUUAUAUUAAAAAAGAAAGUGGAUUAUGAAACCAAAAGAAAAUACAGCAUUAAAGCAAAAGUUAUCAACAGGCACAUUGAUGAGCGUUUUCUGAAUGAGGGACCAUUUGAAGACUCAACCCUUGUCAGGAUCACUGUGGAAGAUGCUGAUGAACCUCCAGUUUUCACCUCACAGGAAUAUGUGAUGGAGAUAGCUGAAGGGUCUGAGAGUGGCUCUUUUGUAGGGGCUGUAAAUGCUAGCGAUCCAGACAAUACCAACAGUCCCAUCAGGUAUGCUAUUGUCCAUGGCAUGUCUUUAAAGAGAUUGUUCAGCAUCAAUGCACAAAAUGGAACAAUCAUUAUAACUAAGCCUCUGGACCGAGAGAUAACUGCUUGGCACAACAUAACUGUUACAGCCACAGAAGCAAGAAACCCAGAACAAAUUUCUGAGGCCCCUGUAUAUAUUCAUGUUCUUGAUGUUAAUGAUCAUGCUCCAGAAUUCCCUGAAUAUUAUGAGACCUAUGUGUGUGAAAAUGCAGAACCUGGCCAGCUAAUUCAGACCAUCAGUGCAGUGGAUAAAGAUGAUUCAGUGGAAGGCCAUCACUUUUACUUCUCUCUCCAAGAGGAGGUCACAAACAACUCGGGUUUUUCUGUCAGAGAUAAUCAAGAUAACACAGCUGGAAUUCUUACAGUUCAAAAUGGCUUCAGUAAACAAGAACAGCUUGCUUUCUACUUGCCUAUCUUAAUUGCGGACAAUGGAGCCCCAUCACUUACCAGCACAAAUACUCUAACUGUCACUGUCUGUGACUGUGAUAAUGAAGCUAAUGCCCUGUUCUGUCAAUAUGGAGCUUUCAUGUAUGCCAUGGGUCUCAGCACAGAAGCCUUAGUUGCUGUUUUGGCAUGUAUAUUAAUACUACUAGUGUUUGUUUUGGCAAUUGUGGCCCUAAGGCAGCAGAGAAAGAAGUCGCUAUUUUCUGAGAAGGCAGAAGAGUUCAGAGAGAAUAUUGUCAGGUAUGAUGAUGAAGGAGGUGGCGAGGAGGACACAGAGGCUUUUGAUAUUGCAGCAUUGAGGACCCGUACUGUCAUGAGAGAGCACAAGCCUCGAAGAAACAUCACAACAGAAAUCCAGAGCCUUUACAGACAGUCUCUGCAAGUUGGACCUGACAGUGCUGUGUUCCGGGAAUUCAUUUCAGAAAAGCUUAAGGAAGCCAAUGCAGAUCCUAAUGCUCCUCCAUAUGAUUCCCUUCAGACGUAUGCAUUUGAGGGGACUGGUUCUUUGGCUGGAUCCCUUAGCAGUUUAGGAUCACAUGUGUCAGACAUGGGUGAGAGUUAUGAUCACCUUAGUGAAUGGGGGCCACGUUUUAAACGACUUGCCAAGCUAUAUGGCCCCCACAAAACUGCAAGGGAUUAGUAACUGCUAGUGGCCACGUUUUUUUAAGAGCUCAUCAACCAAAAUCGAGUUUGGAUUUUCAGAGGAGAUCAACACAUUUAAGCACCCACUUACAAUGCCCAGAUUUAUUAAAAGAUAGAACAAUGUUGGAUGGUUGAGAUCUUUUAUAUCGUAAUAUAAAGCGUCAUAAUAAGAAGCGAUGAAUCUAGCCCCACGUUAGGUGCUUACAUUGCCAGCUAUGCUCUUUAAAAAUCCAGUCCCAAUUAUGGCUGCUGAAAAUUUGGCUUCAAAAACAGAUGAAAGAAAAGCCAUAAGAUUUUUGUAAAUAAUCUUCUUGGUUUAAGCUUUAAACUAUUUCCAAAGUUAAAGCAGACUUUUUUUUGUUGGUUUAUAUUAAUUAACCAAAGGUAAAUCGUACAUAUUUGCAUUGUUUUAUAAAUACCAUUAUGCAAAAAGAUAGAGAAUAGACAUUUUAAAAUGCUUGUCUGCCACAAAAACUUACAGAAUCUUCUAUUUAUUUAUUUUUAGUGUAAUAACACUACUACAAAUGUACUAUUUAGCACUGUAAAAAAUAAAGAUCUGUUAUAGUCAACAUUUAGUUACUAUUACAUUUGCACUUUUAUUAAACCAUUGGGAAGUGUAUAGGACUCAUAAUUUCCCAGGUGAUGUAUGAAGAAAUUAUAAAGGGCAAAAAGGAUUAGAUUCUACUUUGAAGCAAUAUUCAACUUAAAAACUGUUAUCAGCUAUGUUACAUAUUACUGUACAUAGAACCAAAUACAACCCAUGUCUGGGCAUCUUCUCUUUUUUUAAGAGCUUAAAUGAUGACUGAUUUCUCUGCACAGAUUUAUUUAUUUUUAUUAUGGAAUAUAAAAUUAGCUGCAGUACUCAUUUUUAUUGUAACAGUAUUAAAGAUCUUUAAAAUGCUAAGCUGGUGGACAUAAAACUUUAUGCAUAACAUUAGAUAAUAAGAUAGUAAAACACUUUAAUGUUAAUCCAGCUCUUCAGUAAAUGAUCCCACAUCAUUCUGCAGGAAUUGAGUCAGACUUCAAAAUUAAUUUCUCACUAUAUUUUUUAACAUAGUGUGUAGCUAGUAGUAAAUUCACGUAGACCUAUUCUCUUUCACUUAGCUAUGUGGUUGAUCAGCAGAAAUGCAGCAUCUAAGAACCAUCAAGUACAUUCAAAUUGCUUGCUUAAAAAAUGGGGGCCUGCCUGUUACUUAUUCACCCUUUUUCCGUUAGGUGCUUAUUUUACAGCAUCUGCAUCAUGUAAUGAACUGAAACAUUUCAACAGCUGAAAGCUGGCAUCAGGAUAAAGAACAUAGUGCAAUUAACUAUUUUUAAGUUCACAGGUAAGCUUCACUAAAUUAUAACAAGUUAGGCAAAGCUUAUACAAAAGAUGAAGAGGCAUGAAGUCAUAGCAAGCAUUGCAGAGCAUGUACAAUUACUUGUUUAUUAAAGAAAAAAGCAAGGGCUGAGGCUAAAUAGAAAGGUGCCAAUACCAGAGAUGCUGUAAAUACCUGACAGCUAAAUAUAAAACAAAUGAAGGAGCUUGAGAAGACAAUUCCAAAGGGAAGUGUGUCCAGGGAAGAGAGAUUAUAUACUCAUGACAUCCAUUCUUGGAACUAUAUCAGUGCGCAUGUGACUAACAGCAGAUGAGACAGCACAUGUGUAAUAGGGAAAAGCUGGCUGUUGCAGGUUGGAGGCUGAGUUCCUCCUAUGGGUGAAUGCCUAUGGAGCAACUUUAAAAGAUGCACAACAGUGAUGGUUUGCAGUAAUGUCUCUAAUGUUUGAAUUCAUUGGCACUCCAGCAGAUGGGACAAAAUUAUUUCUAGUUGAGAUAAUACUGAGCAUAGUAUACAAUUAGCUCCUUGGAAAGGAAUAGAACAGAAGAGCACAAGUGAGCACACAUGUGCUUGCUUGGGUGCAGAGGGAAGCAGAUAGUUUAAGACCAGAUUCUGAAACCCUGGGUUAAUACCUCAUUCCAAAAAAUGGUCCCCUUGACUUAAUAGACUUUACCUUGAAUUCAGAUUGUAUUCACUACAAAGGAGGAUAUUAGCCUCUCAGCUUUAACAUGGUCCAUAGGAAAGGAAUCCUAUUUUGUUUAGUAGGUAAAUAUAAGAAUCCAUUCUUUGCCUCAUAUUACAGUUGAAUCUGCUUACAGUGAUGUUCCUAUAUUUCAUUUAAUUCUGUUCAUACAAUAAUUAUUCUACAAUAAUGAAGAACAUCUUACAUUCAAAACCUUGUCUAACUCUAUUCCAGCUAUGCAGUUGGUCCAAUAAAAUAUACCACCAUAAGAAAUCCUUGCCUCGAUCUUUGUUUAAUUAAUAUAUCAGUGUGCUAUUUCUCCUACUACCUGCUAUACAGGAACAACUACUAGAUAAAGACAUUUCCCCUUUAGUGCAAGUAAUAGUAUUAAUGCAACUGAGAUUAAAUCCCAAAUUAAGCCGGGAUCAUUGCAUGGUGCGAGUUUCACCAGGUUUCUGAUCAUCAAUGGCAAAUUAAUGGCCUGAUGCAAUAUAGUAUAGCCAAGCUAAGCAUAGUCUGUUAAACAAUGACCAAAGAGUGAUAUUACAGAAGUCUGCACUUUUAAAGUGUAAAUACCAAGGAGAGACAGGAGUUUAACAGAUGAAAGAGCUAUAACAAGGAUUAAUGGGAUAGAAUUAAUAAAGGAAAAUUUAGGUUGAAUGUCAGCAAUGAUUUCAUGAUGGUGAGAUCUAUUAAACUAUAGAAUAGCCCUCUCAAGGGAAGCCACUAUUACAUGGGGUGUUUAAAAUUAUAUUGGACAAUUCACUUGAAGAAGCACUGUAGUGAACAAUCCUACAAUGACGGGGGGGGUCUCAAUCUGGGGUUCAUGACUCCAUGGGGAUGCUACAUGAAAGAGAUCAGUUGAAAGUACACUCCUUCCUUUUUAUUGAUUUUGAGGGGCAGAAGGUCUUUUGCCAUCUCUAUUUUUUGAUAUUCUAGGGAGAUAAUAAAUACAUUUACAUUUAGACCCUAAGGAAAUGAAGACUGUUCAUUACUCCACUGUAAAUUUUGUAUAAUACCACAGGCUGAAGUAGAAACUAUAACCACA